Molecule: messenger RNA, 459 nt
Organism: Melospiza melodia melodia
Lineage: Eukaryota; Metazoa; Chordata; Aves; Passeriformes; Passerellidae
Product: transforming growth factor beta-1 proprotein-like
Exons: 2
Biological process (GO): transforming growth factor beta receptor signaling pathway; regulation of cell population proliferation
Cellular component (GO): extracellular region
Molecular function (GO): cytokine activity; growth factor activity
Source: RefSeq, a predicted model, not a curated record
UCUGACCCUGGGACCCCCAAAUGUGGCAGCCCCGAGGAGCAGAGCUGCUGUGUCCGUCCCUUGUACAUCGAUUUCCGCCGGGACCUGGAGUGGAAGUGGAUCCACGAGCCCCGGGGGUACAUGGCCAACUUCUGCGGGGGGCCCUGCUCCUACAUCUGGAGCGCCGACACCCACCACACCAAGGUGCUGGCCCUGUACAACCUGCACAACCCCGGCGCCUCGGCCGCACCGUGCUGCGUCCCACAGAGCCUGGAGCCGCUGCCCAUCGUUUACUACGUGGGGCGCAAGGCACGCGUGGAGCAGCUCUCGGGGAUGGUAGUCAGCGCCUGCAAGUGCAGCUGACCCCAAAACCGCCCAAAAUCCACCCCAAAAAAUCCCCAUCCCACCCCUAAAAAUUUCUACAUUUACCCCAAGAAGUUCCUGGCUUUGUUGGACCAAUAAAUUUUAUUUAAUUUCUAA